AMAAAUGUCCUUUUGUAGCAUCGGUUCAUCAUGGAAGACGAUAGCUCAACCGAUGAGAGUUUGCCCGGCCUUCAGACCCGGACUGCGGUCCGACCCGAUUUCAAAUAUCCUAAGAUUCGGGACAACCUGAAAGACGACAGCUCAACCGAGGAUAGUUUGCCCGGCCUUCAUAACCGGAGUGCAGUCCCACCSGAUUCGAGUUCCUCGGAGGACGAGAGUGAAAACGAAUGCUUGCACAACACCCAUUCGAGCCACGGGGCCUUUCCCCCCGGGAACAUUGGAUACGAGCAAAGUGAUCGUGGAUGGAUUUCCGRAAGAGCGACCGAGAGCGACUCUUACGGAAUCCCCGUCCUGAUUGAACCGGGAGACGAGGGGUGCUCCUCGGGGGAGGACGAAGCGAGCGRAUCUGCCUYUCCCGUGCCUAGGGCCGAAACCGUCCCGGCCCAGCAGAGCGCCGAGCAGAAGAAGCGGGAGAAAGCCAGGCGCAAAAGGGCCGCCCGGAAAGCAAGAGCCGCCGAGAGGMGGCGGGCCGGGGAGGAGGCCGCCGAACGGAGGAAGUGCGCCGAGCGGGAAGCGGCCAUCGCCAUUGCAUCGUGGUUCCGGUGCCGACUGGCAGAGCACCGGUUCCGGAGAACGCGUUCUGCCGUCGUUCGCCUCCAGGCCCUUUCGAGAGGAGUACUGACGCGUGCCACCCCAACCGGUGUCGGGAGGCGGGAACACCUGGAUGCGUUCCGGCGGUUCUACCGAGUAUGGGGGGAGUGCUCGAAGCUGCUCCUUGCCGAAUCGUCGUUGCUGCCAUUCUCGUCGGUGCCUUCCUCCUCCGGAUUCCGGAUCGAUUUCRGCACUCCCGACUGGGCAUCCCUACGGGACCAGCAGGCCUUUAUCCGCCAGCAAGAGUUGAUGUCGGACAGAGAGGACAAUGACAGCGAUAUCAACGACGAUGACCACGUUUCCAACAACAACAACAACAACAACAACAACAACAACAACUGUGUAGGACGAAAAGAAACCGACAGGGUCCUCACGAGUUCCAUGGAGGAUGCCAUGCGGGUUAUGGAGGAAAAUGCAGACGACGACCACGAUAUGGAGGAGGUCUUUUUGCCGCAAUUGCAACGAAGGAGCCGUACAAAUAACAGUGAUGAUGAUGAAAACAAAACCGAGCAACGUUUGCUCGGAAUCAAACGAAUCCAUCUAAGCGCAGAAGUUGUCAAGUGGCUAAAAAAGGGUGAUCCAAGAUAUGUUGGGUUUUUCAGAAAGCGAAUGAAACAGCUGUCAGGGGGAGAGCGAAGCCGGAUCUUGGCCAAGCGAUUGAUGGGAACCUCCUCGAAGAAGGUGCCCAUCUACGAGACCUACCUGGCACAAAAGUCUGGGUUCCGCAUUCUCUGGACCGAAAAGGACGAUUCCAUGCUGGUUUGGUACAUUGCAAAGCACCACAGGGUCUCGCGCCUCAUGAGGCUCAUCGACGACUCCAAAAAUCGGAGCGAACGGCAGCGGGUCUCCAUUCACAAUUGCAUCGAUGAGGUGAGCCGGACCGCGGACAAAUCCCACGACGGCAUCGAGGAAGACAGCAAUCAGCACCAACGCCAUGGCGGCGACAACGGUGAAAUCGUUCUCGAUCCACUCGGAAACGUUCCGCUGAAGAUCUACGACAUAGGCACCAGCGACGAGAUAGACAACAUUAAAAAAGAGGAUUGGACCCCCGCCUUGCACCUGACCGAUGAGGAACGAAGGGUUGUCGAAACAAAGGGCACCGUUCUGUUGCUGGGACGGUCUGGGACGGGGAAAACCGUGUGUAUCUGCAACCGCAUGGAAUACGAUCGGCAGCAACACGACCAGAACCACACAAUACCAAAGAACUCCAGCAGCACACAAAUCCAGCUAAGAGAUUCCUUUUCGCAGCUAUUCGUCGCAAGGUCUCCACGCCUCUGUGCAUAUGUCCGAAACAACCUUGGAGAAAGGAGCGGAAGCAAAUUCGUGACGUUUGAGACCCUUCUGRUAGAGUUGGAAGCAGUCCUUCCCCGCGUGGACGGCAUUCGCGAUUCCUUCCCAGACGAGCUCAUGAUGAAAUUCUCUGUUUUCAAACGGGAGUUCUACCACACUUURAAUUCCAACUCGAUAGAUCCACUAAUUACUUGGACCAAUAUCCGCUCUUUUCUCAAGGGUUCCAUCGAAGCCUUCCAGAGCACUAAAUAYUUCGUGUCAAAGAAAGAGUACUUGUCGGAAAMCAAUUUCGGGAAGAAGCGGUGCCGGCUCUCUACCGAAUCGAGACAGCGCGUGUAUGAUAUCUUUGGUAAGUACCAAGAUACGAUGGUCGAGACGGGUGCCUGGGACAAUUGCGAUAGAAUCGUGGCGUUGAUCCGGCGACUCAUUUUCGCCAAGACGUCCUACCCCGAGCUCUUCAAGGGGAAGGAAUCCUGGUGUCACUGGAGCAAGAUUUAUGUCGACGAGGUACAGGACUACACCCAGGUUGAAAUCCUUUUGUUCUUUCACCUGAGCGGAGCCGGGAAUCUCUUUCUGGCUGGGGAUCCAGCACAGAACGUCACAAAGGGCGUCGAGUUUCGCUUCGACGACGUUCGGUCCGUCGGCUACCACAUCGCGGGAGAGGUGGACCGACGGCGGAAGCUGAUCCCGCAGAAACCUAWGAUURUUAACGUCAAUUUUCGGAGCCAUGCUGGGAUCUUGAAUGCUGCUUCUGCAAUUCUGUCACGGCUCUUUGCUUUCUUCCCCGAUAGUGCCAAGCAGCUGGGAAAGGACGAAGGUUUGUUCAAGGGGCCCCGACCGGGCAUGCUUCACAAGGUGAAGCUGGAAACGAUGGCGGAUCUAGUGCACCAAAAUAUGAAGGGAGUGGUCGUUCUCACCCAUGAUGACGCUGUUCCGAAGGCCCGAGCCAAGCUCCAUGGGUACAAACUGGUGUACGGGAUCCAGAAGGCCAAGGGCCUCGAGUUCAAGAGCGUACUCGUCAUGGAUUUCUUUUCUUCACUCCCCAGCGAGCUACAAAAACCUUGGCGGUACGUUACGUUUCAUUUUGUGUUCAUAUGGUUGAAGUAAGCAAAUAGCUCGCUGCAGUUGACUGCCAAGUGUGUGUUCAUGUGGUUGUUUUCCCAUUUUCUUACUGAAGCGUUAUUUGGAUGCAACUACUCAUUCGUCAUGGAUCUUCGAUUGGUUUUUCAAUGCUCAUUAUCCAUCUAUCUCCUCCAUUGUAUCCUCGUCUUGAUUCCUGUUCAAUCCAUUAGUGAAUUGCUGCUGAACCGGGCUGAUUCCCAUACAUUUCAGAGCACGUAUCCCGAGGUAGAGGGGCACCUCAAAGUUUUGUACACGGCUGUGACUCGGUGUAUCGAUCGCCUUUUUUUCGCGGAGACCGAGGAUUCGGUAUCAGGGGACGCCUUUCUUAGGUUCAUGACCAGCACGGAAUCGGUACAGGAGCCUGGGCAGCCGAAAACAUUAUCAAUUGCCACCAGGAACAAAAUCGGGGACAUCGAAAACAUGGCCAUGACCGAAGACGAGGUACGCUGCCUGUUUUAAGAUCUACUCUCUUUUGUUUUCAAAACUAUUGUUGCGGGAGAAACUUUACUUAUGUGUGAAUUUUAUAUCUACUUUGUCGCGAAUGCCAAGCUUUCAUCUUGCUUACUUUCUGUACAUUGUUCUAUAUCAAAACUACAUAAAACAGUGGCUGGCCUCCGGGAUAACCAACGCCGAAGCUGCGGAAGCCGUAUUUGGUAGCGACCACGGCCACGCGUGCUCUCUCAUGGAGAAGGCUAUCUACUGCUUCCAACAARCCGACAAAGAGUCCUUUGCAAGGAAAGCCUCGAGUCAACUUGCAAGCUUCGAACUUCGUAACGAAAUCGCCACUUCCCGUAGUUUCGGAAGCAAUCCAGAUUCGUCUCUAGCUGCUUCGAAACUAUCUGAGAUCGAAAAGAACGCAGCGCUAGUCUCGGAAAAACUGUUGAAAGAAAACCUCCUCUCCGAAGCUAUUCGGCUGGGCAGAGACGUGCAACACACCAUCUUGCAAAGGAUGUAUCUUUCGUCUACGUUUUUUGAGAGAUACAUCUUGCAACAAUUGGAAGUGGAAAAGGAAGUACGACGAAUUAAACGAGUGGUGAAGUCAGCUCGCCUAGAUUAGGAAUAUAAAACAUGAUUUUCU
This is a messenger RNA of Pseudo-nitzschia multistriata, 4141 nucleotides long. The record is from the annotation of a GenBank genome assembly. Lineage: Eukaryota; Bacillariophyta; Bacillariophyceae; Bacillariales; Bacillariaceae.